AUGACCUCCUCUCCCAGCGCUGGCCCUCCAGACUUGAUAGCCACAGCCGUGGAAGUCGAUACGUUGGCGACAGAGGAUGACUCUACCUACGGAGACGAGUUGGAUUCUUUAACUACAUCAGUCAUAUCCUCAGCCCUUGAUUAUCCCAACGAGAAUGGCAGACGUUAUCACGCAUAUCGAACCGGACGAUACAUGAUGCCGAACGACGAAGACGAAAAGGAAAGGCUCGACAUCAUGCACGAGAUGUUUUUGACGAUGAUGGAUCGGGAAUUAUUCCUGGCGCCGCUAAGUGAUUCGCCACGUCGGGUUCUAGACCUGGGAGCUGGCAGCGGAAUAUGGGCUUUGGACUUUGCCGAUCAGUUCCCUUCAGCAGAAGUCACGGGGAAUGAUUUAAGCCGGAUUCAACCAAGCUAUGCCCCCCCGAACGUCAAGUUCAUUAUUGAUGAUUACGAAGCCGAAUGGGCGUAUGGAGACUGCAGAUUUGACUUUAUCCACGGUCGUUAUCUUGCAUUCUCUGUCAACAAUUUUCAGGGAUUGAUCAAUCAAUGCUAUGACAACCUUGCUCCAGGAGGAUGGGUUGAAUUUCAAGACUGGGAUGGUAAUUUAUACUCACAAGACGGUUCGAUUGAAGGAACAUCCAUGAAACAGUACUUCGAUGCAAUUAUCCCGGCGAUGGAGAAAACAGGAAAGGAUCCCAGUCCGGGACCAAAAUACGAACGAUGGCUUCAAGCAGCUGGGUUUCGCGAUAUUGAGGUCCAAAAGUUCGUCAUUCCUGUAGGUGCAUGGCCGAAGGACAAACGUCUGAAAUAUCUAGGCAUCUGGAACUUAUUACAAUCUGAAACUGGGUAUGAAGCCACUGCUAUGGCGGUAUUAACGAGAGAGGAAAAAUGGUCCAAGGAAGAAGUGAGCGCUCUGGUGGCCAAAGCAAAAAAUGAUACGAAAAACCGUAAUAUUCAUGGACUCCUCGAUUUCUACGUCGUCUAUGGUCGGAAGCCGAGCGGAUAGUCUAGUAUCCGCUUCGAUAUCUCUGUCACUGUCUGAGGGCGACAGCAAAAACGAACCUGUUGAUCUCACUCUUGCAAUCUCGCUCUUACAAUCUCAAUCUUUCUAUUUCCUUGUCCCCUUCCAAUUUCCAUUUGCUUGCAGCUUUGUAAUUUUUACAUAGUUAGCACCCGCUUAGUAGGUACCUAGUGCAAACUCUACUUUACUUCUUUCUCUUCACCAUAUCUAUUAUCUAAUGCACAUCUUAAGGGGCCUUAUAUUAUAGUUAGUUUAUGUUGAGCAAAGGUAUAAGUAC
This is a messenger RNA of Paecilomyces variotii, 1297 nucleotides long. Its product is annotated as S-adenosyl-L-methionine-dependent methyltransferase. Bases 1 to 1005 code for a protein of 334 amino acids. NCBI's taxonomy places the organism in Eukaryota, Fungi, Ascomycota, Eurotiomycetes, Eurotiales, Thermoascaceae. The record is from RefSeq and is a predicted model, not a curated record. Gene Ontology annotation, molecular function: methyltransferase activity. The transcript is spliced from 10 exons.